GGAGAAGCAAUCGAUCUUAAAUCGAUAUUUUUAGAUCUUGAGUGUUGUAUUUUUCAUUUUUAUGUUAUCGAUUGAAGAAACAAUAGUUUUUUCCAUCUGUACAGCGUGUUUCGUGUCAUAAUUGUCAUGUCUAUUCCUCUAAAAUAUCCUUGAAUGUUUGGACUGAUCCUUCACUACAAGGCCGCUGCGCCUUCGCUCUCUCAGCUGCUUUGGUGUAGCGGCGGUGUAAAUUGAUACGUAAAUUUAACGUUAGCUUGCUGGUUAAAGGCUUCCCUAGGGAGUUCAAGUCCAGUUGGCUCUUUAUCAUCAGAGGACCAUGACUUUGACCCAACAGCAGAAAUGUUAGUUCAUGAGUAUGAUGAUGAGAGGACUCUGGAGGAGGAAGAGUCUUUGGAGGGAGGGAGAAAUUUUCGCUCUGAGCUUGCAGAUCUGGAGAGGGAGGGGAACAUGCCGUUAGAGGAGCUGCUGGCCAUCUAUCGCUACGAGGCCUCAGCAGGCUCUAGUAUAGACAGCUCUUCCGGAGACCUGACUGAUGAGCUGCCUGACAUGACUUUGGACAAGGAGGAAAUAGCUAAAGACCUGCUGUCUGGGGACUAUGAGGAGGAGACCCAGUCCUCAGCUGAUGAUCUGACCCCUUCUGUCACCUCCCAUGAGGCUACCGAUUUCUUUCCAAGAACACUUCGAUCCAACGCUAUCUCUGACGGUGAUAAAGAGUCAGAGUGUGAUGAAGAUGGCCCAAGCCCAGAGGACUCGCGAAAGGAAAUAAUGGUGGGAACAGAGUACCAAGCAGAGGUUCCCUCUUGCCUUUGUCACUACAAAGAUGGGGAGAAAGCUUAUGAAGAUGAAGACGAGUUAUUAUGGAGCCCGGGUACAUUGCCAGAAAGCAAGGUUAGGAGUUUCCUGUCAGAAGUGUUGUCACGGACAACAGAUGAAAAGGCAGGAUGUGACAAACAAGGGAUACAUGUUCGAGACAAUGAACAGGCCCUGAAUGAGCUUGUCAAAUGCAACUACAACACCCGCGAAGCACUAGAGAGAUACUGCAACCGUGUAAAGUCCUCAAAAGAAAAAUCACCUCUGUGGUCUGAGGAGGAAUGCAAGAACUUUGAACACGCACUACAGAUGUAUGACAAGAAUUUUCACCUCAUACAGAAACACAAAGUCACAACACGAACAGUAGCAGAAUGUGUGGCGUUUUACUACAUGUGGAAGAAGUCGGAGCGCUUUGACUUUUUUGUGCAGCAGAAUCGAUUUGGGAAGAAAAAGUACAGCAGCUAUCCUGGUGUAACUGACCUGAUGGACAGGCUGGUGGAUGAAGCAGAAGGACUGGCAGUGGACAGUUCCUCCUCUGUGUGUUCAGGAACAGGUGGAGGAGGAAGGCUGGAGAACACCACGGACCAACAGCUCAGCCUGCUCAACUCCAUCACUGCCAGUGACCUCACAGCAUUGAGUAACAGUGUCGCCACAGUGUGCAGCCCUGCAGAGGUUAGUUGCCUGGACUCCUACAGCUUUCCUUCACUGGACAGUCUCCAUCGUGGGUCCCUGAACCACGAUGAAUCUCUUGGGUUCCCUUCUAAUGGCUCCGACCCCGACUGCCUCAACAUGCUCGACGCUGGGUUCUACCACUCUGACCUGGGCCAGCUAGGAGGAGUGUGCGUCAACAAGGACUGCGAGCGGCCCUCCAAGAGACUCAAGAUGGCCCUUCCUGACUCCUUUAUCAAUGAUGUAUCUGUGGGUAACCUUGGAGUGGACUUCGAAGCACGACGGACAGCGGCGCACCACCACCGAAUCACCGGCGCCAAAAUGGCAGUGUCUGUCACAGACUUUGGGAGCUUGGCUGGCAGCGGCGAGCCCAACGGCUUUCUGGGAGCACACACACGGCACCACACACAGCAUGCUGCGGCACUUCAGUCAGAGUGAUCUUCCUCGUCCCCCUCCCCCCUUGUUCUUCCCUUUUGAAACCCCUUAUACCGCUUGUACAUAAGACUGACCUCACUGGAGAAUCCAAUUUGUUUAAAUUCUAUUAUAUAUAUAUAUAUAUAUAUCUAUAUAUAUAUAUGUAUAUGAAUAUACUUUUUGUUUUCAUUUUUUGUGUAAUAUGACAUCAGUGAUGUCUAUCAUAUAGAACUAAAAUCUUGAUUUCUCUCAAGAGUUUAUAUAGCCAUUUAUUUUAUUUUUGUUUUGUGGUCUUGAGAUGUGUAACGUCCAUGUACAGUGGGGCCCAGAGGCUGCAGUAGGAGAGUUGUGUAUCUUCCUCCCUCAGAUCUACACACAACAUCUUCAGAACUACAAUAUGUUAUCCUGCCAUUCUUUCCAGCUGCCAAAAAUGGCUUAGUUUGCUGCCUCUAGUGUUAGUAUUUAGUUGCUUGUCUUUGUUGUUUGAAGUGGUACUUUUUUUUUAACGUUAGUGUUUGGUUUACAGGUACUUUUUAGUCACCAGACUGGUGAAAAUGGUUUUAUUUGUCCAGAUAAACCGGGCUAGACUUUGUAUGAAGAGCAACACUAGCAUGGAGAUUAGCUUAGAGACCAGGAAGUGUCAUAGCCUCAGCUGCUAAGGCCUUGCAGUUUGGUUUUCUUUUUAUUUUCGCUGGGGGAAGUUGGUGUGUAGUUUGCUUUACUUUUAAACUGUUCAAAGUUGCCAAACUGGAACGUGAAUGUGGUAGUUUUUUUUUUCUUUUCUUAUCCCAUGUUGUCAAACUCAAAUUGUUUCUCAUUCAUAGGUUUUCCUGUACCGGUGACAAAGAAUACCUUACAGAGUAACAUAAUAGGAGUCACCUUAUUUUACAGGUGGAUAUUGGAAUUUUUUUUAAAAAAAAAAUCUUGCUUCUUUCCAGGAGGGAAAGACAGUCAAACAAGAAAACCAUCAAAGCAAUAUUGCAAUGCAAAGAUAUUGAUCGGUUUAAUACUCAUUUAAACAUCAUCAGGCAUCGUAAUUCUUGUAUUUAUUGAUUAUGCUUUUACAUUUGAUAUUUUUGUUUAAUCUUUGGAACUAAAGCUUUCACUCAUGCUUCUUUUAGGCAAGCUAAGCUAUACUUUUUCUUUAGUUGUAGUGAAAAAAAUAUGUUAAAAUAUGCUCCUAAAUUCAUACCCCCAUUAGAAAUAAGCAAUGCCACUUUCAGACCACUUAGCAAGCUUGGGUAAACCUGCUAGCAGUAUUAUGUCUUUAUUUAAAGCCACUCUGUAUUUGUAUUUAACCUGCCUGACCUGUUAUGAUGAGAGAAGGCCUUGUAUAAUCUGGUCGAUUAUUUCCUGGGAGUCUAGUGGCAGAAAUGGAGCCAUUUUCUGUUGACUGAAGUCCAUAAUUGUGAAUUGUAAAAUGUUUAGCGGGUCAUCGUCAGUUGAUUGGAUGCAGUAGUAGUGUUUACUUAAUUUAUCUAUGCAUUGUGCUAUGAAUAAUUAGUUUGUUUCAGGGGAACACCAUGUUUGUCUUGUCCGUAGACUUGUAAUUCACCAUUAUGUGUGUAUAGACAGGAUUCAUGACUAUAAACCAUACUUAAGUUUGAUCAAGUAAUUCAGUUUUCAAGCCCAACAUCAUAGAAGAUGUUUACUUAUGUGUUUCAUGUAAAUAAUUAGCAAAUAGCCUUUAAAAGUCUAUUAACUGACCUCUUACACUUGUGAAUCUGUGUCAAUACAAAGGUUUUAAUUUGAUUCCUUGUCAAAAGGCAAUAAUUUGUAGAUAAUGUACAGAUAUUUUGGGUUUUGCAUUUUACUGGUUGACUUGGUGUUUGAAUUUGUUUUUUUUUUUUGUUUGUUUGUUUUUUUCCCCCUCUUUGGAAAGUCAUGAUACCCAAACCCCCCACGACCCAGCUGAAACCACGCAUGCCAGCUGUGUCCAUUUCUCAAGUGUACCACUUAAAACGGCUUUACCUGAAGACGUAUUGAUAUUACUCAGUGUUGCAAAUUUGCAUACAGAAGUUGCAGCCAUGUGUAAAAGACACUCAUUUUUCUUUCCUCGAAAAAAAAAACUUUUUACAUGUUGUCGUCUAUAUUUGUCUUUGAUGGUAAAGGGAUGGCUGCUGCUCUGAGUAUGUGGAGAGCUAGUUUCUCUUUUAAUGCAACGUGCAUAAUGCAGUAGGUCCUCCAAGCUCUUCUAGCUUUAGCAGUGCAGUGAUAUUUAUUUCACCUGUGGUUUGUACAAAGACUCAGAAAAACUGUCAGAAUGUAAAGGCCAUUCAGUCGUAGAAGUAGGUUUUUCACCACCCUGUGAACUCUCGAAAAUGUGAUAUUUUAUUGAUAUCUCUGGUAUGAGACUUGUGUGUGCAAGCAAGCACUAAACAAAUUAAUUUUAUAUUUUGUAUUGUGUUUUGAAGUUUAAAAAGGAAAAAAAAAUUAUAGCAGUUGUGGUUUUGAAAAAGAAAACUCUCAAGUCCUUUGAUGAAAACAGAAACACCUUUGUGAAUAAAAACCUACAAAACUUAAAAAUGUAUAUCCAGAAAUAGAGACAAUCAAAACUUCACUAUGAGAAAUGUUCAAGAAGCUAUCUUUAUUGUUUAUAAGAAUUGUACAGAAACAUUGAGUUGUUUUUUUUUUCCUCUUUUGUUAAACAUUAUUUUGUAUUUUCUGUUGUACUUUAAUACCUUGUGUACAGAUCCAGAAAUAAAGCUCUGGAAAAGGU
Scatophagus argus is the source of this 4612-nucleotide messenger RNA. RefSeq names its product mesoderm induction early response 1, family member 3 b (gene mier3b). Gene Ontology annotation, molecular function: histone deacetylase binding; transcription corepressor activity. The transcript is spliced from 13 exons. Gene Ontology annotation, cellular component: nucleoplasm. Gene Ontology annotation, biological process: negative regulation of transcription by RNA polymerase II. Lineage: Eukaryota; Metazoa; Chordata; Actinopteri; Scatophagidae. Bases 340 to 1917 code for a protein of 525 amino acids. The record is from RefSeq and is a predicted model, not a curated record.